GCUCAUUGACUGCUGUACCUGCAGUGUGUGUGUGUGUUUCAGACACCGGACAGCUAGUCGGCUAGCACACUGACAGAAAGCUAAAAACAUAACAACGGUUUUCCUCGUUAGUUCAACCACGUCCUCGUCCUGAACGUCGCCCCGGUAACCAGCUCACACCGUAGCCGUAAACUGUAAACCAUGGUUGGCGUCAAAGUGAUCGGCAGCGACCCGGACUUCCAGCCGGAGCUAGCGGCCGCCGGCCCCAGGCUCGCCGUGGUGAAGUUCACAAUGGCCGGGUGUCGGCCCUGUGUCACGAUAGCUCCAGGGUUCCAAAUGUUGAGUAACAAGUACCCGCAUGUGGUCUUCCUCGAAGUAGAUGUUCACGUGUGUCAGGCGACGGCGGCGGCCAACAACAUCUCAGCCACACCGACGUUCUUGUUCUUCAGGAACCGGGUUCGGGUGGAUCAGUAUCAGGGGGCGGACGUUGCAGGUCUGGAGGAGAAGAUCAAACAGCACACAGAGAACGACCCGGGAAACAGUGAGGAUUCCGACAUUCCAAAGGGAUACAUGGACCUCAUGCCUUUUGUCAACAAAACCGGCUGCGAGUGCCUCAACGAAAGCGACGACUGUGGCUUUGAAAACUGCUUAGUCAAAGACUCGUCCUACCUGGAGUCUGACUGUGACGAACAGUUGUUGAUAACGAUGGCCUUCAGUCAGCCAGUGAAGCUCUUCUCCAUGAAGCUACAAUCGUCAGACUUUGCCCAAGCCCCUAAGAUGGUGAAGGUGUUCAUCAAUCUCCCUCGGUCGAUGGGCUUCGACGACGCAGAGCGGAGCGAAGCUCUUCAAGCUCUGGAGCUGACGGAGGAGGACUGCAAAGAGGACGCUCUGAUCCCGCUGCGCUACGUCAAGUUCCAGAACGUACAGAGUGUUACGAUCUUUGUCAAAUCGAACCAAGGAGACGAGGAGACGACAAAAAUCAACUACCUGACAUUCAUAGGCACACCAGUACAGGCCACCAACAUGAACGACUUCAAACGGGUUGGUGGGAAGAAAGGAGAGAGUCACUGAACAGGAGGAGGAGGAGGAGUCUCACAUCCAAGGACUUUCAACUCUGCCAAAGCUCUCACACACACACACACACACACCCUCUCGGCCUCCGGCUGUCCUCCUCCAGCUCUGAGUGGAUCCUCUCUGGUCGUCUGUAGAGUCGAGACGUACAAAAUGAUUUGUAUUGUAAUUCUGAUGGAAAAACACUGUAAAUAAAACAUGAUCCUUUUUCAAAGGCA
Solea solea (common sole) is the source of this 1268-nucleotide messenger RNA. It is a transcript of the gene txnl1, whose product is annotated as thioredoxin-like 1. The transcript is spliced from 8 exons. The record is from RefSeq and is a predicted model, not a curated record. Bases 181 to 1050 code for a protein of 289 amino acids. NCBI's taxonomy places the organism in Eukaryota, Metazoa, Chordata, Actinopteri, Pleuronectiformes, Soleidae.